Neospora caninum is the source of this 258-nucleotide messenger RNA. RefSeq lists its product as hypothetical. The record is from RefSeq and is a predicted model, not a curated record. The transcript has 2 exons. NCBI's taxonomy places the organism in Eukaryota, Apicomplexa, Conoidasida, Eucoccidiorida, Sarcocystidae. The coding region runs from base 1 to 258 and encodes 85 amino acids.
AUGAAAGGCGCAAGCAAGAUGGCACGCCCCAAGGCGAAACCCGCGAAGAAGGCCGCAACAAAGAAGGCCGCCCCCGCCAAAUCCUCGUGCAAGCGCAGCGCAGCCGCCAAGCCCGCCGCCUCGGCGCCUUCCACCGCCUCGAAGAAGGUGAAGAAGAUGGUCACCAAGAAGACUGUUGCCAAGAAGGCGGCUCCCAAGAAGGUCAGUGUGAAGAAAACCGCCACCAAGAAGGCGACCAAGGGCAAGGGCAAGAAAUAA